CGAGAAAGUGAUCCCCUUUAAGUGGAAAUGUCGCUAUGCUUCAUAUAUGUCUGUAGUCUAAAGCUAGAAGAAAUCGGACCUGCUGGCGUCACUCUUCUAUGUAAUAUUUGGGGAACCGCUGGUGCUGUCUCCAUUUAGUUCUUAUGAUGGUGACGUCACAUUCUGUAGUCCACCCUUCUAGGUCUCCUCAUCACUAUUAUCACAUUUGUGCCUUUUCUAUUUUCCAUCAGGUCCCGGUAUCCCGCUGCUCAGACCCGUGUUUACCUGGAAGCCGGAAAAUGGCGAGACCGACAAUUCACACCUGCUGCUAUGACUGCGUCCCAUGUUCAGAAGGAGAGAUAUCCAAUAUAACCGAUUCUGACAGCUGCAUUAAAUGCCAAAGUGAUGAAUGGCCUAAUGAGAAGAGAGACCGAUGCCGGCCCAAAGUAGUGGAAUUCAUCUCUUACCAGAAUGACACCAUUGCUUCUGUCUUCUCCUGUGUCUCGGUCUUCGGAUGUCUUGUGACCGGCUUCAUAUUUGGAAUAUUCAUUUCCCAUCGAGACACUCCUAUUGUUAAAGCCAAUAACCGGAACCUGAGUUAUCUCCUCCUGGUCUCCAUCAUCCUCAGCUUCCUCUCUGUCUUCUUGUUUCUGGGUCGUCCUAAUGAUGUGACUUGUAGAUUACGUGAAACCAGUUUUGGAAUCUUCUUCUCAGUAGCCGUCUCUUCACUUCUCGCCAAGACUGUGAUGGUUUGUGUUGCUUUUAAGUCCACCAAGCCUGGAAGCCCUUGGAGAAAAUGGCUCAGUGUGAAACUACCAUAUACCAUAGUGUCAUUGUGUUCAUCCUUUCAAGCUGUAAUCUGUAUAAUCUGGCUGUCUAUUUCUCCUCCAUUCCAGGACCUGGACACUGACUCUUAUCCUGGGAAGAUCAUCAUUCAGUGUAAUGAAGGCUCUGAUAUCUGGUUCUACUCCAUGUUGGGUUAUCUGGGGUUCCUGGCAGCUGUGAGCCUUGUUCUGGCUUUCAUGGUGAGGACAUUACCGGACAGUUUUAAUGAGGCCAAGUACAUCACCUUCAGCAUGCUGGUGUUCUGCAGCGUCUGGAUCUCCAUGAUCCCGGCUUAUCUGAGCACCAGGGGAAAGAACAUGGUGGCUGUGGAGAUAUUUGCAGUAAUGGCUUCCAGUGCUGGACUUUUAGGUUGUGUGUUUUUCCCAAAAUGUUUUAUCAUUUUGUUUAAAUCUGAAAUGAACAGAAAAGCUGACCUGCUGGGGAAAAGAAAGAACUGACGGCAAAAUGGUAACCCCGAUAAUAGUGAUUAACUCUGAAAUAACAGCUUGUAGAUAUCAUCUUAUACUAGAAAGAAAUGAUAAGAUAUAAUUAGAUUCCAAUCGUUACAUUGUC
This is a messenger RNA of Bufo gargarizans (Asiatic toad), 1377 nucleotides long. Its product is annotated as vomeronasal type-2 receptor 26-like. Lineage: Eukaryota; Metazoa; Chordata; Amphibia; Anura; Bufonidae. The transcript is spliced from 2 exons. Gene Ontology annotation, cellular component: membrane. Gene Ontology annotation, molecular function: G protein-coupled receptor activity. Gene Ontology annotation, biological process: G protein-coupled receptor signaling pathway. The record is from RefSeq and is a predicted model, not a curated record. The coding region runs from base 144 to 1262 and encodes 372 amino acids.